AUUGGCACAAUAUACGAUUCUGUGUACCUACGAAUGUUUAUAAGUGCUGAAAAAAAAGUGCAUAUCAUUAUUAUGGAGAAUAUUGAUGAUACAAACGAAUUUAUUCCAAGAGCUUAUCAAAUUGAUCUCUUAGAACUUGCACUAAAACAAAAUGCUAUUGUUUAUUUACCAACAGGCUCUGGGAAAACUUUUAUAGCUGUCAAGCUUAUACAAGAAUUAAGUGCAGAUAUACGAAAAUCUUACAGCGAAGGUGGAAAACAUUCUGUAUUUUUAGUUAAUACAGUACCUUUAGUUAGCCAACAAAGUGAAUAUAUAAGAAGAUUAACUGGAUUGAAAUGUGGACAGUUAAGUGGUGACAAAAACGUUGAUUAUUGGAAAGAUAUAGAAUGGUUGGCAGAAUUAGACAAAUAUCAGGUGUUCGUAAUGACCUCACAAAUUUUGGUAGAUGCAAUUUCUCAUGGAUAUAUGUUUUUAAACAAAAUAAAUGUCCUCAUUUUUGAUGAAUGCCACAAAGGAGUACAUGAUCAUCCGAUGAGACAGAUUAUGCAAAAAUUUGUACACUGCCCAAAAGAUCAACAACCACGAGUUUUAGGUUUAACAGCUUCAUUAUUAAAUUCAAACAUAAAGUUGGAUAUGAUAGAAUCAAUUAUUGAAAAUUUGGAAGUAACAUAUAAUGCAAAAAUAAUUACAGUAAGUUCAGUAUUACAAAUUAAAAGUUAUUUUGCAUGUCCAAACGAAACAGUUGUUUUGUUCGAUGAAUACACAAUAUCUAAUAUUGAAAAAAAUAUAAGUAAUAUCGUAGACGAAAUAAUUAAAAUAUUGAAGGAUGUAACUGUAGAAAGUAUAUUAAAGCAAAACGAAUCUAGUAUAGAAUUUCGACCACUAUCUAAGGAGAGAAAAAUAAGCAACACAUUACUUGAUAUGCAAGUACAGUUAGCAGCUGAAGGAAUAUAUGGUGGAAGUAAAUGUGCUUUACUCCUUUUGAUCCAAUUAGAAUCUAUAAAAAAACAUACAGACAAUUUGGACACUAUUUAUCUUUUGGAGUACAUUAUUUCAGAAUUGACUAAAUGUAGGAAAUUGUUAGAAGAUGAAAUGAAAGACAAUACAGAAGUGGAAAAAAUUUACAAAUACUCAUCUGAUAAAGUUCGAAAACUUUUUACAGUGUUGAAAGAUUUCAAAAGUAAUAUGUCUAAUGAUCAGACAUUUUGUUGCAUUAUUUUUGUACAACGACAAAUUACGGCUAAAAUAUUAUAUCAGAUAUUAAAGAAUCUAAGUGAGCACGAUGAAGAAUUCAAAUUUCUACAACCUGACUUUAUAGUAGGGGGUUCAUGUCACCCUUACAAAGAUAAUAGAGAAGCACUAUGUUUCUUAAAGUGGAAUAACGAAGCUAUACAUAGAUUCAAGAGUGGUAUAACAAAUUGUAUUAUUGCGACAGAUAUAGUAGAUGAAGGUAUAGAUAUACCACAUUGUACAUUGGUUAUACGAUAUAAUUUGCCAAUGGAUGUUAGGGCAUAUGUCCAAAGUAAAGGGAGAGCACGAUUUAAUAAUAGUCAAUAUACAUUGUUAGUGUCGAAAAAUGAUAUGAAUUAUUUAAAACGUUAUGCAAACUUUAAAGAAGUGGAAUCGUAUUUGCAGAAGCUUUUGAUAAGUGGGACACCCCGUGAGGAACCAAAAGAAAAUGCAAUAAAAAAUAAAUUAUAUACACACAACAUAGAACCAUAUGUUGUCACAAAUAAAGAUGGAACAGUAUGUACAAUAACAGAGCAAAUAGCAGUUAGUAUAAUAAAUAGAUAUUGUGGCACAUUAUUCAGCAAUAAAUUUUUGUCUUUAACACCAGUUUGGACAUUAAAUACCAUUGAGGAACAUGAACGUACAAUGUACCAGGUUUCUCUUAAACUACCAAUUUUAUCUCCAAUGAAAAGUGUAGUUCUUGGGGAUCCUAUGAUGAGCAUUAAUUAUGCAAAACGAUCUGCUGCUAUGAAUACAUGUAUAAAAUUACAUGAAAUUAAUGAAUUAUCUGACAAUUUACUACCAAAUGUAAACAGUUAUAUUAUUCAGAACGCGAAUCAUCUAUUCCCAAAUUGGAUAGAUGAAGAUAAGUCAGAAAAUGCAUUUAUUGGGACAUAUAAAAAAAAACGACAUCAUCAAUUACAAUUUCCAUCUGCGUUAUAUGGUGCAUACCCUUUACCAGAAAAAUUAUUAUAUCUUCACCUUCUUCAUGCUAAACCCACAUAUUCAGCACCACAUUACGAUAACCGAUAUUUAGUAUUUUAUGAUUUGCUAUCUGACAAUGCAGGUUUUGGAAUACUAUCUACAAAACGGUUGCCAGAGAUACCAUCAUUUCCAAUCUUUAUGAAUGUUGGAGAAUUAAACGUUGAUGUUAAAGUAAAUUAUGCAACAAUGCAUUUAUCUGAAGAGCAAAUUGGGUUUAUAAAAGUCUUUCAUACUUUAAUGUUUACUCAAGUUGUAUCAGUUAUAAAACCUUUUUUAGUAUUUGAUAAUUACAAUCGUGAUAAUUGUUUUCUAAUUGUACCAGUUAAUGAAAGUUGGGAAAUAAAUUGGAACGUCUUGAAACAACAUCAAUGUAUAGAGCGUAUACCAUCACCAGUUCCUUUUCAUUUAAAAAAUAGUGAUUAUGAGUUAGCACUAGUUAUACCUACCUAUAGAGCAUCCCCGGAUAUGUACUUAGUUACAAAAGUUUGCGAAGAUCUUACACCAGGUUCAUGUUUUCCAAGUGAUAAUUUCUUUUCAUAUGCCCAUUACUAUAAAGAAAAGCAUGGUUUGGUAAUAAAUGAUUUAAAGCAGCCGAUGUUAGAAGUAAAAGUUAUAUCGAGGAAAAAUAAUUGUAUAAUUCCUAGAAGCAUGCAGUCUGAAUCUAAGAGCCGAAAAAGAGCAGAGUCGAACAAAGAUUUGAGGGAGCAUUUAGUACCAGAAUUAUGCACCAGAAUCGUGUUUCCAGCUUUGUAUUGGCUUAAAACAACAAUGUUACCGUCCAUUCUACAUAGAAUUUCACAACUUUUAAUUGCUGAAGAUCUUAGAGAAACUAUUGCUACAGAAACUGGUUUAGGAUCUAGAUCGAGUAAUAAUAAGUGGCCACCACUACAAAUUACAGAUGAAGAAACAGAAGAAUUAUUUGAAUCUUUGGUAGAAAUUCCUAUCGAUGAAAAUGUUGAAAAUUUACAACCAGAACCAGUAUUAAAUGUCUCAGAAAUAGACGUACUAAAUACAGAAACAUGUAAUUAUCCAUGGAAAAAAGAUGAAGAACCACCUAAUUUGUAUAGGAAUAUUGAAGACAUUCAAAUGAUCCAAAUUGAACAUUACUGUCAAUUUAUGUCUGGAACGUGUGACCAAACUGAUAACGAAAUAGUGAAAAAGAAGGAAAUUAAUUUCUUAAAUAAAUUAUCGAUACCAGUGCCUCAUCUAAAAAUCUUAUCGUUAGAAGAUUUGUGUGAUGGUCCCAAUCCUGUUCAGAUUAUGUUUGCAUUGACAAGUAAAUUAGGACAUGAUGCAUUUAAUUUGGAACGAUUAGAGACUCUAGGAGAUUCCUAUUUGAAAUUUAUUAUAUCUUUAUUUUUACAUGAUCAAUAUCCAAACUACAACGAAGGUCCUUUAACGUCAUUAAAAGGAAAACUAAUUGGAAAUCGUAAUCUUUAUUAUUGUGGAGUCAAAAAACAGAUUCCUGGGCGUAUAAAAGUUGAUGAUUUUGUACCAUUUAGUAAUUUCAUUGCUCCCGCUUAUACAGCAUUUCGUUUAUUUCAGCAACUGUUGUUAGAACAAGAGAUCUCACCGAAUGUUUUAUAUGAAAUUCAAAUACCUGAAGUGGAACAAUUUACUGGGUGCAUAAGUGAGACCACAAUAAAUACAAUGGAAGCAAAAGUGUUAAAUUGGGAAACGGCAAACUCGCAAACUGGUAUGGAGCAUUAUCUUGGAAUACAAACUGUUUCUGACAAAACAGUAUCUGACUGUGUAGAAGCAUUGAUUGGUGUCUAUCUUUCAACUAUGGGUAUUAAAGAUACAGCGACUUUAUUAAAAUGGUUUGGAAUUUUACCAAAUGAUAUCAAUGCCCAUACAUUAUUGUUUGUUAAUUUGACGAAUCCUAUUAUUUCUGAGGGAAAUGUAAACUAUUUCAUGCCUUGGGCCUCUGAUAUAGAAACAAAAAUUGGUUACAAGUUUCAAAAUCGAGCAUACUUAUUACAGGCUUUUACGCACCCUUCAUAUUCAGCAAAUACUAUAACUGAUUGUUAUCAAAGAUUAGAAUUCCUUGGUGAUGCUAUUCUUGAUUUUUUAGUGACGUGUUAUAUUUAUGAAAACUGCGGAAAUUUGAAUCCUGGUGCUUUGACAGAUUUAAGAUCUGCUCUUGUUAAUAAUAUCACAUUUGCAUGUUUGGCAGUACGAUAUAAUUUACAUACUGCAUUACUAGCUUAUGCGCCAAAAUUAAAUGAUAUUAUAGAACGCUUUGUUAAAUAUCAAGAGGAAAGAGAUCAUAUAGUGAAUGAUGAGCUUUUAUAUACAUUGAUGGAAGAAGAUGAAUGUAAUAUAACUGAAUAUGUAAAUGUUCCUAAAGUUUUAGGAGAUUUAUUUGAGUCUAUAAUAGGUGCAAUAUAUUUAGAUUGCAAUAAAAAUCUUUUGAAAGUUUGGGAAAUAAUUUAUUCUUUAAUGCACAUAGAAAUUGUUGAAUUUAGUAAAAAUGUUCCAAAGCAACCAGUUCGUAUGUUGUAUGAAACUCAAGGUAUACAGCCACGAUUUUUAAAAGCAGUUCCUAUUGAAGGAACAAAUGUCGUAAUGGUACCUUUAAAAGUAAUUAUUGAUGGGAAAAUGAAACUUUUUCAUGGGUUUGGUACCAAUAAAAAGCAAGCCAAAUGUGCUGCUGCAAAACACGUUUUAAAAAGUUUGUUAUGUAAAACUUAAGAUAAAAAUGAGAACUUUUAUUUACAAAAAAUUUUAUUUACGUUGUUUUACAUUUAUUAUUGUAAUUAAUAGUUAUAGUAUUAAGGCAGGGUGGGG
This is a messenger RNA of Colletes gigas, 5004 nucleotides long. It is a transcript of the gene Dcr-2, whose product is annotated as endoribonuclease Dicer. The transcript is spliced from 26 exons. Gene Ontology annotation, cellular component: nucleus; RISC complex; cytoplasm. The coding region runs from base 34 to 4908 and encodes 1624 amino acids. Gene Ontology annotation, molecular function: protein binding; DNA binding; ATP binding. Gene Ontology annotation, biological process: pre-miRNA processing; apoptotic DNA fragmentation; siRNA processing. The record is from RefSeq and is a predicted model, not a curated record. Lineage: Eukaryota; Metazoa; Arthropoda; Insecta; Hymenoptera; Colletidae.